UCCUCCCUCACCUCGCUGCUCUCCCGCUCCGACCCGGCCCCGCACGCUCUGCUCCUCUAAUGCCAACCUUCUGCGUCACGGGGCCUCCGUCGCCGCUCCGGCACCUCCGGCCUCUCACCUCUAUCCUGCCUCCGGCCCGGAACGUCCUCCCUCCUCACGUCUCACAGACGUGUUCAAAGACAGCUCCCAAAAAGAUCUGCUGAACUUUACUGGCACUAUUCCCGUGAAAUAUCAGGGUAAUACGUAUUACAUGCCAAUUCGUUUUUGGAUUUUGGAUUCUCACCCUUUUGCUCCCCCCAUUUGCUUCUUGAAGCCAACUCCAAACAUGGGAAUCUCGGUUGGCAAACACGUCGACGCUCAGGGCAGAAUAUACUUGCCUUACCUACAAAACUGGAGUCACCCGAAAUCCGUCCUCCUUGGAUUAAUCAGUGAAAUGAUCGCCAAGUUUCAGGAGGAACUCCCCCUGUAUUCCGUGACGUCAUCCAGCGAGAGUCAGCGGGCAGAACUGUUGGCUUAUAUCGCCAAGAUCACCCAAGGUGUAUCAGACAUCAAUUCAAAGAGCAGGGAAAAUGAGGAGAAAAAAAUCAACAAAAUUACCGUGGUCGGAGGCGGGGAGUUGGGUGUUGCCUGCGUGCUAGCGAUUGCUGCAAAGGGCGUCGCGGACAAGGUGGUCCUCUUAGACCUCUCGGACGGUGGAAUUAAAGGAGGAGCCAUGGACUUAGACAUUUUCGGUCUACCGAAUGUGGAGAUCAGCAAAGAUCCUUCCGCCUCUGCCCAUUCACAGGUGGUGGUCCUCACGGUGAACUCUUUAGGGAAUUCUCAGUCCUACCUCGACGCCAUCCAGGCCAAUGUGGAUCUGUUCAGAGGACUGGUCCCUGCCCUGGGCCACUUCAGCCAACAGAGCGUCCUGCUGGUCGCCUCCCAGCCAGUGGAAAUCAUGGCUUACGUGGCUUGGAAACUGAGCUCGUUUCCCGAAAACCAAGUGAUCGGAAUUGGCUGCAAUCUGGAUUCGGAGCGGUUCCGGUACAUCGUUGCCAACGUCUUGAAAGCGCAGACCCCAGGGAAGGGCGUGUGGAUCAUUGGCGAGCAAGGGAACGACAAAGUGCCGGCCUGGGGUGGCCCUGAAGAAAUCGUGCCUAAUAGCUCCCAGCUGCAGUUAGCCAACAGAGCCGUGGAAAUACUAACGACGAAAGGUCAACGAUCCUGGUCCGUGGGGCUCUCGGUAGCGGACCUGACCGACAGCAUCGUAAACAAUAAGCGAAAAGUUCAUUCUGUGUCGAUUCUCGCUAAGGGGUCUUAUAACAUAGACAGUGAGGUGUUCCUGAGUUUGCCGUGCAUCCUGGGGAACGGCGGGGUGACCGAAGUGAUGGAGACGACGCUGAAGGACGACCGCCUGCUGAAGAAGCUCCAAAGCAGCGCGGCCUCGCUUCGCGAUCUGCAGCGGCAGCUGAAAAUCUAAGCUCUAAUUCGGUGCGGCUGUUGGAUUUUCUCCAAUGGGAAAGGGACGCUGGUCUGACCUCCUGAUUUGUGUAAUCAGAGAGCCUUUACGGGUACCUUCGUUACGGCCCGCCCGGCUACUUAGUCGAGCUGGUUGAGUGCUGUGGGGUCCCCCUCGAACAGCUCAGAUGUUCUCUCAACACCGUCUUCGUGAGGAGACGGCGGGAUUCAGGUAGAAGCCACUCUCUCUGGGGUAUCAAAAUCCGUCCUCGGUUUUAAUCUCGGGCGGGGAAAGCCCAAAGCGACGCUACUUGGAAUUUGGCUUUAAACCGGGCGUUACAAACCAA
This is a messenger RNA of Ornithorhynchus anatinus (platypus), 1784 nucleotides long. RefSeq names its product UEV and lactate/malate dehyrogenase domains (gene UEVLD). The record is from RefSeq and is a predicted model, not a curated record. Gene Ontology annotation, biological process: carboxylic acid metabolic process; protein transport; endosome to lysosome transport. Gene Ontology annotation, molecular function: ubiquitin binding; oxidoreductase activity, acting on the CH-OH group of donors, NAD or NADP as acceptor. Gene Ontology annotation, cellular component: ESCRT I complex. The transcript is spliced from 11 exons. Lineage: Eukaryota; Metazoa; Chordata; Mammalia; Monotremata; Ornithorhynchidae. The coding region runs from base 251 to 1459 and encodes 402 amino acids.